This is a messenger RNA of Akanthomyces muscarius, 846 nucleotides long. RefSeq lists its product as uncharacterized. Gene Ontology annotation, cellular component: plasma membrane. The coding region runs from base 1 to 846 and encodes 281 amino acids. Gene Ontology annotation, molecular function: acetate transmembrane transporter activity. NCBI's taxonomy places the organism in Eukaryota, Fungi, Ascomycota, Sordariomycetes, Hypocreales, Cordycipitaceae. The transcript is spliced from 5 exons. The record is from RefSeq and is a predicted model, not a curated record.
AUGUCUGAUCACAGCAACGGCAACGGCGUCGGAAAGGACAGCGACUAUGCCGAGGGCCACAAGGAAACCCUGAGCCGCUUCCGCUCCGCCCAGAGCAUCUCCAUGACCCCGGAGCUCUUUGAGAAGCUGUACCUCUCGCCGCAGAACAAGGUCAAGGGCGACUUGCGCAAGACGUUUGCCAAUCCGACUCCAAUUGCGGUGGCCGGGUUCAUCCUCUGUCUGACGCCGCUGGCGUGCGACCUCAUGGGCUGGCGCGGCGCGGGCGGCAACGGCGCGGCGAGCAUCCCCGUCUACUACUUCCAAGGCGGUAUUCUCAUGACGCUCGGCGCCAUCCUCGAGUGGAUUCUCGGCAACACCUUUCCCGCCGUCGUCUUUGGCACCUUUGGCACCUUUUGGCUCUCCUUCGCCAGCACCCUCAACCCGUCCUUUUCUGCCUUUGCGUCGUACGCGCCCGCGGGGGAGCCCGGGGCCGCCGGUCUGGAGACGCAAGGAUUCAACGCCAGCUUCGGCUUCUGGUUGCUGUUCAUGGGAUUUCUCUGCUUCGUCUACCUGAUUUGCUCCGUCCGAACCAACAUUGUCUUCUUCCUCAUCUUCCUCUGCCUGGUCUUGGCCUUCAGCCUCCUCACGGGCGCGUACUGGGCGCUGGCAAAGGACUAUGCCGGCAAUGCGGCCUACGCGCACAAGCUGGUUGUGGGCGGCGGCGCGGCGGCAUUUGCCUGCGCAAUGCUUGGGUGGUACCUCUUCUUCGCGCUGCUCUUUGCCGCCGUCGACUUUCCCUUUCAGCUUCCGGUCGGCGACUUGUCGACCACGGUCCGCGGCUACAGCGAGAAGAACAAGAUUGUCUGA